AUGAAGCGCAGAGAAGACCAGGAACGUUACGAAGUGGCAGAUGCCUACAUUGCCCAAUGGAUUGCGCAGCAGAUAAGUUACGACCUCUACGAACGUGUAGAGAACACCAACCUUCCAAUGGACGCAGCAUAUGACCUAUUUCACCUCUAUUGGACAAGUACUUCUGAAGACCUCGCCUGUCGACACCAGGAUGCACUGGAAAUCAUGGGAUACGCUGAAAAGAGCGGACUUUGGAACCAUUCCCUCAAUUCGUCGAUGGACUUACAAAGUCCUACCGAGACCUCACCCGAACGGGAUAUCCAGUUCCUCCCGUCGAAGCAUUAA
Molecule: messenger RNA, 324 nt
Organism: Nannizzia gypsea CBS 118893
Lineage: Eukaryota; Fungi; Ascomycota; Eurotiomycetes; Onygenales; Arthrodermataceae
Exons: 2
Coding region: 1-324 (107 amino acids)
Source: RefSeq, a predicted model, not a curated record